Hypomesus transpacificus is the source of this 2814-nucleotide messenger RNA. RefSeq names its product OAF homolog a (Drosophila) (gene oafa). The coding region runs from base 555 to 1379 and encodes 274 amino acids. The record is from RefSeq and is a predicted model, not a curated record. Lineage: Eukaryota; Metazoa; Chordata; Actinopteri; Osmeriformes; Osmeridae. The transcript is spliced from 4 exons.
CAUCAUUGAAUACACACACACGGCUCCGUCGCUGAAAGUUGAGGCCAAGCAAGUAGAACACCGCUCUGUUGGUGAGUUUGGAUACCGAAGGAAGUGACGAGACUGAGCUAGAAACGGAGAAAAAACAUACACGGUUAAUAACAGAAGAAGAAUACAAGGCAACGUGCAGCUUUACAAAUCAACAGUGCGGGGAAAGUAGAAUGCGCAUGACCUGCAUAAGCGCUGAAGUGGCGAAGCAAAGUUUCUCAAUGGAAAGCAACUAGCUGGAGCUCAGUGAAGAGCCGAGAUUAUGGACUCGACGCUGAUAAGACCCCUUUCCACGGGAAUUGUCUUGGUUUUGAUUGAAUAAAACAGCAUCUUUUGAGACGUGUGUCCAUUUCGUGCAAGGCAGGAGAAUGGAAGAACAUUUGGAGUUUACCCUGGAAAGGAACGGAUCGCAAAACCUGCCUUUCUGUGAUAACUGAAAUCAAAACUACAAAUGUUUAGCGGGUAUUUCGAAUAGCAAUACUUCGUUCUCGUUUUCUUUUGUGAAGUUCGGUUUUGUCUCAUCUGGAAUGUUUGCCAGUGGUGUUACAUCGGUUUCAGUUCGGACACACACUUUACUGAUCUGUUUCGCUCUGGUGCUGAUAACCUUUGGACGUGGGUCAGAAUUGAGAGUUCGCGUUCGUUUAGCUGACGGACAAAUAACGGAGGAAGUUUUGGAAGCGGACGUAGAGAAGGACUCGAUAACGUUGGAGUUCAAGCAAGGAGAUGGGACUCUCAUUACGUUCGUGGCCGACUUCAAACAGGAUGUGAAGAUCUUCCGGGCGCUGGUCCUGGGGGAGCUGGAGCGAGGGCAGAGCCAGUACCAGACACUCUGCUUCAUCUCACACCUGGGACACAACGAGAUCAUCCCCAGCGAGUCCAUGGCCCGGCUCCGCCAGAAAAACCCUCACGCCAUACGGCUGGCGGAGGAGAGGCGUGGCCUGGAGCAGCUGGCGAUGGGCGUGGCUGUGAACGUGAGCCGGGUGGCUCAGCUGAGUGGACACAUCCAAGACAUGUGCAGCGAGGCGCGAGAGGCGCUCUAUACCCGCGAGGCCGACGCACAACACUGGCAGGACAGAGGUGUGGAGGGCUCUGUGUUUGAGCUGCUGCCCCAGGGGUCGGAGGUCACGCCCCUGCCCACCUGCCGCUCGACCAGUGACCCGUGGCAGGCCUGCACGUGCAGCUACAGCCUGCGUCUGGAGUGGUACCCCUGCCUGCUCAAGUACUGCCGCAGCCGUGACACGACGGGCCGGGCGAGCCCCUACAAGUGUGGCAUCAAGAGCUGCAGCAAGGGCUACAGCUUCACCUACUAUGUCCCCCACAAACAGCUCUGCCUCUGGGAUGAGGAGACCUAACCUGGGGCCGGGACCGGUCUGGGGCAUGAUGUCUGGGGUCUGACCAUGCCCCUCCUCCCCUCCUCCCCCCUACCAACCAUGGACUUUAAUAGACCAGAGAUGCCUGCUUGCUCCUGUGAGGACUGACACACAACUGUUUCACAGCCUGCUGGCUCUCCUGCAGCUCGCUGGCUUCCUGACAUUCAGACCACCGUGACCAUUUCCUGCUAUCACUUGUGCCAAUGUGGGAAAGUGAAUGGCAAAUGCUGACAACAUCCUCUACCGACCAGGAAGUGGAGGUGUAUUGGACAGUGCAGCUUCCUGUACGUGUGUGGCCAGUAUAGGAAGUGAACUGGCGAUUAGAACAAUGUCUCCGUUGCCUGCCAAAGCAAACCUGGGGAAGAGCUUGUCUGGGCUUUGUGUAGCAACUCAUACAGCUGCAAAACUGAUCUGCUCCAAUGCUGCCGUUAUUUAUUAUGUUGCAAAGUGAAAUUAUCAAAAAGCCUAGGUGUUGUGAUAUGCUUAGAACUUUAGCUCAUGAUGAUGUUGUUGUUGUUGGUGUCCCUGACUAGUCAGUAAGAAAGCAACAUGUCUACAAUAUCUGUUUUACUGGGCAUUGUACACAGAUAGUUGCUGCUAUGUGGGUAUAGGCGUUGUGAUUGGACAGUGGAAUGAGACUUGGUUGUGUGAACCAAGGGUGUGAGAAAAAAAAGGUGGACCAGUUGAUGCCAGUGAUCCAAGUGUUAUUGUAGAGUGAUUAAUCAGGGUUUAACAGAUAACCUAUCAGUCAUGGAUUGAAUUUACUUUUCUCAUGUCUAGUAACCUAGUAAAGACCUUGAUUAGGUUGUUGUUAUGGAUGUGAAAGUUCACACGUUGAAGAAUGGAAAAAGGGCUCAUUCUAAAAGGUUUGUGUGAUGUGUGUGCACAAAACAAUACUGCCACCCUCUGGUCACUAAUGGGGUUUCAUGCAAAACUAUCAAACUGAACGAAUGUGAACUACAGCAAACUUAUUAUUCGCAGUACAUUUCUACAUUUCACACCCUCGCCUCAACACCACCUCAGUUUAGUCAUAGGCUUGUAAUAUACAUGAUUAGCAGUCUUGCUGACAAAGGACCAAAUACAGACUCAGUCUGUUGUCUCUAAAGUGAGGAUUCAACAAUGAAAUCUAUAUUUUUUACUAACCUUUUUUGUAACACAGUUGUUGAAUUUAUGUUUGUAUUUUAUUUUUUAUGCCAUAUUAUUGUUUGGCCAUUUCAAUCUCCUAUAAUCAAGUGCCUUAACAUUUCGUCUGUUGUUUUUGCUACAGUCCUAGAAUAAAAUAUCAUCCUAUUUUUAUAUUAAAGAGUUUUGUAUGUUUUGCAAAGUGUGUAAUUCCAGAGUAAAAAUGAAGAACUUAUUUACAAUCCAAAACGUUUAUAUUGUCUUAAGGGAUUCAAUAAAGUGUAUCAAUGCACUA